GUUCGUUCGUUCGGUCGGAGGAAAGUUUAAGUUUUGUGACGAGCUUCGUCGGGUGAAGGCAGCAGUGCUCAUAUCGAAAGGAGAAAUGCGGUUAUCGGAUUAGGCGGGAAUAGACGAAUUAAAGUAAUUUGAAUUGAUAUGAUUCGAGGGAAUCAUCGAAGAGAGUACUAGUUCACCACCAGUUCUCUGCGUAGAAUUGAGAGUGUUGCGAUCGUAGUUCUCGAUCGGAGAGGAACCCCACAGGUUGUCUAAUAAAUCGAAGUGCGAGAUGUCGGAGGGAAAAGGCGAUUCGGAACCUCUGAUCGGCGUCAUCGACGCCGGCACCAGGACCAUCAAGUUCUGCGUCUUCCGCGCCAAGCAUACCAAAGAGCUCGCCGAGCACGCCGUCGAUAUCAACCCCAUUGUACCUGAAGAGGGAUGGCACGAGCAGGAUCCCAAAGAGAUCCUCGAUGCCAUCAACACCUGCAUCCAGAACGUAACCAAAAGUUGUAAUAUUUCUGAUAUAGUAACGAUAGGUGUGACGAAUCAAAGAGAAACCACAGUUGUCUGGGAUAAGACAACCGGAGAACCUCUGCACAACGCUAUAGUUUGGAACGAUAUCCGAACUUCGUCCACGGUAGAUCAAAUCCUCGCCAAGUUGCCGGACAAUAACAAGAACCAUUUCAAGCAAAUCUGCGGACUUCCCGUGUCUCCGUACUUCAGCGCCUUCAAACUCAAAUGGUUGAUGGACAACGUGAAGAACAUCAGACGGGCGAUCAAGAAGGGAACCUGCCUUUUCGGUACAAUCGAUACGUGGAUCGUAUGGAAUUUGACUGGCGGUGUAAACGGUGGAAUCCACAUAACGGACGUCACAAAUGCCUCACGUACAUUCCUGAUGAACAUUGAGACUCUGCAUUGGGACCCAUUGCUUCUGCACACAUUCAACGUCAACGCCGCCAUCCUGCCGGAAAUCCGGAACAGCUCGGAGGUGUACGGGAAGGUUAAAGGAACAGUCCUUGACGGCAUACCUAUCUCAGGGAUUUUAGGUAAUCAACAAUCUGCCUUAGUAGGACAAAAUUGCUUUAAGGAAGGCCAGGCGAAGAACACCUACAGGAGCGGAUGCUUUCUAUUAUAUAAUACGGGAAAAACGAGAGUGCAAUCAACACACGGCCUUGUUACAACUGUAGCUUAUAAAUUCGGAGACGACAAGCCUACUUACGCGCUUGAAGGGAGCGUUGCAAUAGCUGGAGAAGCUUUGAACUGGCUUAGAGAUAACAUGGGCCUAAUUAAGAACGUCCAAGAAGAUACCGAAUCUUUGGCCCAAGAAGUCUUCAAUACCGGAGACGUUUACUUCGUUCCUGCUUUCAAAGGCCUGUACGCUCCGUACUGGAGGAAAGACGCUAGAGGUAUAAUUUGCGGAUUGACUGCUUACACGACGAAGAAACACAUAAUCCGAGCCGCGCUCGAAGCCGUCUGCUUCCAAACCAGAGAUAUCUUAGAAGCGAUGAACAAGGAUUGCGGAAUCCCGUUGAGCAAGCUGCACGUCGACGGGAAGCUGACCACCAACAAUUUACUGAUGCAAUUGCAGGCCGACAUCAGCGGAAUCCCGGUUUUCAGAUCGCAGUCGCAAGACAUGACCGCUCUCGGUGUAGCCAUGGCUGCAGGACAAGCUAAGGGCAUCGACGUCUGGGACUUGAGUGCAAAAGACAGGGAAAUCGUUCCCAGUGAUACAUUUUUACCUACGACCACAGAAGAUGAGAGGAACGCGAGGUACAACAAAUGGAAGAUGGCGGUGCAUCGAUCGUUGGGUUGGGCUUUGGGCAAGAAAUCUGCGGCGAUGACAGAUGAACGGUAUCGACUCCUAUCGAGCGUUCCGGCCGGCCUCUUCCUCAUCGGCAGCUUCGGUAUGCUCGUCCUUUCGGCGUACGUGUAAACAGUGCAUCUCACGAAACUUGUUGUUUUUUUUAUCAAUUAAUUAAUUAUUAUAAUUUGUUUACGUUCUUUUCUCCCCCUCCUAUUACGUUAAUUCGAUUUUUGUAUUUCAUUUAAUUUAUUGUGAAAAGUGAUCGAGCCAUUUACUUGCUUAGUAUAACAAUUGUUAAAUUAUAUAAGAAACACACACUCACACAAAAAAACAUCCACACUCAGGUUAUCUAGCAAAAAUAUAUAUAUAUUGAGAGAAAACUAUAGUUCUUUUCGAUGCGCUAUAUAUUUUUUUCGUUUGUUCCUCUUCGUGAAUGAAAGUAGCUAAUUCCAUCGUGACCUUAAACAUCAAUUAUCCUACUUAUUAAUAAUUAAUAAUACCGCAACUAUUACAAUUAUUAUCUUUAUUAUAUAAUAUACUUGAUAUUUUUAUUUUGAUAUAUAUGUACGAUUUAUAUAUUAUCGCUCAUUACCAUUAUAUUUCUCUCUAUUGUUUUUUCUUUCUUUUCUUAAUUAGCAUUGUUUUUAUUUAUUGUUAUUUCGUGUCUACUUUGUAUUCGCUUUUAUUCGAAAUAUUGUAAAGGAAAAAUCAAUUUUCGAUCAAUUUUUUUUUUUUUAGAAUUUGUACUUAUUGUAUAAUAUUCCGAUUAUAUAUUUUGUUUUGUUGGGUUACAUUUCAAUCAAUAAAAUAAGGCUGACGAUGUCUUGUU
Nicrophorus vespilloides is the source of this 2612-nucleotide messenger RNA. RefSeq names its product glycerol kinase-like. The transcript has 12 exons. Bases 269 to 1912 code for a protein of 547 amino acids. Lineage: Eukaryota; Metazoa; Arthropoda; Insecta; Coleoptera; Silphidae. Gene Ontology annotation, biological process: glycerol-3-phosphate biosynthetic process; glycerol metabolic process; triglyceride metabolic process. Gene Ontology annotation, cellular component: mitochondrion. Gene Ontology annotation, molecular function: glycerol kinase activity. The record is from RefSeq and is a predicted model, not a curated record.